This is a messenger RNA of Rubroshorea leprosula, 563 nucleotides long. NCBI's taxonomy places the organism in Eukaryota, Viridiplantae, Streptophyta, Magnoliopsida, Malvales, Dipterocarpaceae. The record is from the annotation of a GenBank genome assembly.
ACUGCUUCAUUUUCACAAGUGGGAAACCAAAAAGACACUUUAUUGAGAGAAGACCAUAUCAAAUGAGGAAUCAGGAACGUAGAGUAAGUAAGCGGUUCAUGGCGAAGAUGGAAGAACUUAAGUUAGAAAUGGCAGCAUUAGAUGAGGAACAAUCAAGGUUAAGAGAGGGACAAAAGGAAGUGAAACAACACUUUGAAAAGAUCAGAGUAGAAUGUGCUCAACUGAGAGAGGAAACUAAUCUCCUCCUCCAGCGGGGCUUUGUCGGUAGAGUGCAGGCAUAGCUUCCGCGGCUCCAUCUAAAAUAUUGCUAAUUAAUUAAAUUAAGUUGGCGUUUGCCCUCACUUUGUUCCAUUAAGUUUAUCAAAUACAUAUGUGUCGUGGUGUUCUAGAACCUUGCAGCUUUUGUAAUUUGUAUUGCUAUCCUGCUUAGUUAAUUAGUAACAAGGAUGAAGUUGCACAAGCACAAUCUUAAUUUAAACAUGCUGCGCUCCGAACAGGUUACAGAUGUAUUUGUUUUCCAUUUCCAUGGCAAAGAUAGAAAUUAAUAAAGUUGUUGAUUAGAA